Menidia menidia (Atlantic silverside) is the source of this 7428-nucleotide messenger RNA. The record is from the annotation of a GenBank genome assembly. NCBI's taxonomy places the organism in Eukaryota, Metazoa, Chordata, Actinopteri, Atheriniformes, Atherinopsidae.
CUUUAUGUAAUAAACCGGCAUUGUAAAAAAAAAUACAUAGUAUAAUUUACAUGCGUGUUUACCUUUUCCCUUUAAAUUCUUAUUCCCAUAUGUGGCACGUCAUGUGUUCACAUUUUACACAUCACGGAGUGUCUAAGUUUGGCUCAGGUUUCCUUUUUUCACUCUAUUUUUUCUUAUAUCUUCAGCGUUUGGUAACCUUUUCCCCCCGUCCCUUGCAAUCAUUUUACAAACCAAUUAGUGUGUGGCUCACGCGUGUGGAUGGGUAGAGUGCGUACAGUUACAUCAGUUCCUGUGCGUGUUGGUAAUGGCUGUGCAGUGGCUGCUCCACGCUGCUUUUUUUUAUUCCCAGGACGCAGAAUAGUCAUAAAUCUUAGCCGCUCUGCUCUGGAAAAGGCUGCGAUCAUAAUAAAGACGUCACCCUGCUCUGCUCGGGGUUGGUUCAAGCAGGCGAAGUGCGCAGCUAUUUGCGAGCUACAACAACAACAACCCCGCGGCACCAUGUCCAUGGAUAACGCAGGGAUUUCUCCGAGAUCCCUCCAACGUGCUGAGACCAUAUCUGCGUCAGAUCCACAGCAAAGGGAGCCUUGAAUUUUUUUUUCUCCGGACCUCCGUAGUAACCCGGACGCACGGGGUGGGGAGACUUAAAAGGCGUUGCGGGGCUGUUGUCGCAACGAAAUUGGACGCCAGACGCGGAUUCGAAGAGUCAUGGAGGACACAGCUGCUGCAGUUUCCACCCCUGACACCGGUGUUGCACCGUCAACUCCAAGACCUCAGCCCUCUUCCUUCGCCCCCUCCCGCAGCCUGCUGGAGUGGAGAAGAAGGGUCAGGUCGGAGUAUAUGCGCCUUCGCCAGUUAAAGCGCCUUAAAAAAGCAGACGAGGUCAAGACCCUGUUCAUGUCUAACAGGCAGAAAAUUGAGCAACAGACUAACCUUCUGAACACGGAGUGGUCCAACCUCAGGGUUCAGUCCAUCCCUCUGUCCACUUCCAGCACUGCUGUGGCGAGCAAGAAGAUGUGUUCGGUGGAGUUUGGUUUCCCGGGAUUCAAAGCUCAAAGCAUUGCUAUGAAACCCCUGUCGACAGUGGCAGGAAUCCCCUUCAUGUACUCCUGGUCACCUCUGCAGCACAACUUCAUGGUGGAAGAUGAGACGUUCCUCCACAACAUCCCCUAUAUGGGCGACGAGGUCCUGGAACAGGACGAGGCCUUUUUGGAGGAGCUCAUUGACAACUACGAUGGCGUCCACGGUGACAGAGAAGGGGGAUUCAUCAGUGAUGAGAUCUUUAAAGAGCUGGUGGACGCUUUGAGCCAGUACUCCGACCACGAGGAGGAAGACGAGGAGGAGGCCGCCACCACGGUGGUGGAGGUUCCAGCCAAGAAAGAUGACGAGAGAAUGAUAAGGAGGAGUUCGGCGGAGGGCUCAGAGGAGACCAAAGCCGGGGCGUUCAUCCGCAGGAAAAGGAGAACAGAGGUGAGGGAUUUGUCCAGCACCAAGAAGAUUCCCAGCGAUAAAAUAUUUACAGCCAUCGCCUCAAUGUUCCCCUACAAGGGCACCACAGAGGAGCUGAAGGAAAAGUACAAGGACCUCUUGGAGCCCACCAAUGCAGUGAAGCUGCCCCCCCUGUGCACGCCCAACCUGGACGGACCCUUUGCCAAGUCUGUGCAGCGGGAGCAGUCGCUGCACUCCUUCCACACGCUCUUCUGCAGGCGCUGCUUCAAAUACGACUGUUUCCUCCACCGUAAUGACACUUUUUCUUUCCGAGCCACGCCCAACGUUUACAAGAGGAAGAGUAAGGAGAUCCGCAUGGAGACCGAGCCGUGCGGUGUGGACUGCUUCCUGUUACAGAAAGGGGCUAAAGAGUUUGUGGAUCAGAACAUGUUGCGGUCGAGCAGAUCCCGGAGGCGGCGGAGGCAGCAGCAGCGCCCCACCAGCUCCAGCUGUCCCGGACCGUCCAGGUCUGCGGACGAGGGGAAAGAGGGGGACAGUGACCACGAAACCACCUCCUCUUCAGAGGGAAAUUCACGCUGUCAGACUCCGACAAAGCUGCGUCCAGGGGAGGACGAGGGGGAGCAGGAGGCCUGCUGUGUGGUUCAGUGGAGUGGGGCAGAGGAGUCCCUGUUCAGGGUGCUACACGGCACUUACUUCAACAACUUCUGCUCCAUCGCUCGCCUCAUCGGCACAAAGACCUGCAAGCAGGUGUAUGAGUUUGCAGCUAAAGAGGUCCUUAUCCAUCGGGUUCCUCUGGAGGAUGGAGACAUCUCACCCCAAAAGAAAAAAAGGAAGCACAGGCAAGAGACGGCUUUAAAUUCUUCUGUUGGUUAUGGGCAAAGAUUCAGCUUAAGAAAGUGUGGCGGGCUGAAUGCUUUCUUCUCUGCUGCUCCAGAUAACUCCUCCAAUCAGGUGUACAACUACCAACCCUGCGACCAUCCCGACCACCCAUGCGACAGCUCCUGUCCCUGCGUAAUGACCCAGAACUUCUGUGAGAAGUUCUGUCAGUGUGAGCUCGAGUGCCAGAACCGCUUCCCCGGCUGCAGGUGUAAGACUCAGUGCAACACCAAACAGUGUCCCUGCUACCUGGCCGUGAGGGAGUGUGACCCGGAUCUCUGCAUGACGUGCGGCGCCGCGGACCACUGGGACAGCAAAGUUGUAUCCUGCAAGAACUGUAGCAUCCAGAGAGGCCUGAAAAAGCACCUGCUGCUGGCUCCAUCAGAUGUUGCCGGGUGGGGGACGUUCAUCAAAGAGCCCGUUCAGAAGAAUGAGUUCAUCUCCGAGUACUGUGGAGAGGCAAGUCCAGGCACUUAUUUGGAGUCGCUGAUCUCUCAGGACGAGGCUGAUCGGCGUGGAAGGAUCUAUGACAAAUACAUGUCUAGCUUCCUUUUCAACUUAAACAACGACUUUGUAGUGGAUGCCACGCGCAAGGGCAACAAAAUCCGCUUUGCGAAUCAUUCAGUGAAUCCGAACUGCUAUGCUAAAGUGGUGAUGGUGAAUGGAGAUCACCGUAUUGGAAUCUUUGCCAAAAGAGCUAUCCUGCAGGGAGAGGAGCUCUUCUUUGACUACAGAUACAGCCAAGCUGAUGCCCUCAAAUACGUGGGAAUAGAGAGGGAGGUAGACUUAGCUUAGCUUCAUCAACAGUCUACCUCCGCGACCUGUCCAUUACUCCUCAGCCUCCCACCAGUGCUUUUGUUCCUGUGUAGCAUCACAUCAAGCUGACGAGUUUUCCCUCAGCAGUCACUGUCUCUGCGCCUCUGCUGCUCUUCCUAAGAUAGAAUUCCUGUCCCCGCUGUUUGCCGGCGCCCCUGCUCUGCAAUCGGCCCACCUACAGCCUCAGUGACAGUGGUUAGCACUCGCCAUCCUCUGCCCAAACCCGCGAACUGUAAAUGUCAAGCUUGUUAAAAUAAACUAUCUAAAGUGCAAGUGCUAAUAACCCACAUCGCUUACUACACUAAAAAGGAGCACGUGGUUUUUUUUUUAUUCCAUCUUGUCAACAGAAAGAAACCACCCUACCUAAUGUACAGCGUGAUACUCUUAGUAGUUUUGUUUCUGUACUUAUAGACAGGCUUUUGUUGGAUGUCUCAGUACAUUAUCCAGACUUUACAUUAAAUUUGCUUUACAGUAACCCCGAUAAUGACCAGUGAAAUGCAUGUGCUGUUUUCCGACAUCCAUUAAACAUAUUAAACACUGCAUUAGCGUCAGGCUGAUGCUCUUCCUGUUCAGUCCGUCAGUGUUGAAGACGAUGGCGUUGCGCUCCACAGAUGGCUUCAUGGAAUUGGCUCAGACUUGAGAGCUCGGUAUGUUUUUCUGUGAUCCAUUUCAGCAGUUGGCAUAACCGGCUAGUGUGCUUUUAUAUCAUUGUUCUGUAAGACAGGCAACCGGACGAGAGACCGACUGACUGAAUGUAACUUGUAGACGAUGAAGGUGAAGAGAUAUCACCCCUCUUUACAUUUUACGUAUUAUUCUACUAUUGGUACUCAAAGCAGUGUACAUACAUGAAAUAUUUACCAUCGUGUUUACAUGGUUGCACCUUGUUGGACAGUUAAGUAAUAAAUGAAAUGGUCACCAAGUAAAUGUCUUCCAUUGAAAUGAAAAAAAAAAGAAUUUAUUCCUCACAGAAAAGAGCUAAAAUAAUUUGCAUGUUGCAUAACCAAAAGAGCUUAAUUAAAGGAUAUGACAACAUGAAAAGCAAAAUUGUCAGUGUUUUACCAAAUAUUUAACUCCCCUACAUGUGAAUGUAAAAUAUCAUUUAUCAUGUUUUCUUAAUUUUUUUUAUGGCUACAUUUAUUAUUUACUCUGUUGUUCAUUUAUAAAACAUUUAAAGCCCACUUACAAAUGAGAUAUUUCUCUGUAGAGCUGAACAAAAUCAAGUUUAAUGUUGUGUACAGUGUAUGCCUCUAAAAAUAAAGGUUUAACUUUAUACAUUAUAAAUAUUGUCCUCUCCUUACGCAUGUUAAAUGUGACUGAUCAGAAAACUGGACGCAUCCAUCUUAAAAUGACAUCAGCAAUUUUCUUCAAGCUUUUUUUUAUUGAGAUGACAAUUUGACUUUGCCUUUGUUUACACAGUCAUGGUCAUUUACAGUGACAUUUUUACAAAACAGACUUGAGCAAGAAUAGAAAGAAAUCAAAGAUAUGUGAUCAAAGACAUAGCUGUGUUAUUUUUCUACUUGUUCCGGUAAGGAUUUGUUUGGUGGUGCAGAGAAGUCAGCUGAUCGAACAUGCCUCCUGCUCCCUCUAGUGUUUUCUCAUUCAGAUUCUGUUCCUUAUCGCUGAUUACAGGCCAUUUGCAGAUGUACUUAUACAUUUGUAGAUUUAAUAGUGUCCUUAGAAUACAGAAACAGAUUACAGGACUUUAGGAAUUCUCCUCCAAGAUUUAACUCCAGGAGGUUUUUAACUGUGCUCCAGUGGUCACAUGUUUAGCAGAGUCAGUAGAUACUCUGUCUGAGCCCACCACGUCCUGCUAGCUACCCCCCUCUGCCGGCCAGUCGGUCUGAACACGCAUUCCAUCCCAGCACACCAAACCCUGUUUUUGUCUCCUUGUUUUUGUGUUGGUGCACUACAGCAAGUGCACGAAAAGUUGGCGUCAGUGAGAAUUUGUCAUCAUUUAACACCUUUAGACUGCAAACCAUGAAGAUACAAAUGUCACAACAUCCAGUCACUCACACAAACACACUCCAGGGACCACAAAUUAAUUUUCUUAAGAGGUGGAAUAAUGUGACACUGCUAUACGCAAUGUUUAUAAUCCAUUUACCAACGAAUACAGUGAAGUGUACACAUUUAUAUAGUAAAUAUAUAAGCUGACUUUUUCUAGAGGACAACAAAGCUAUCGGACCAAAUUUUUGUACACCUAAGAACACAAAUCGUUCUUUGCAUCAAUCACGAACCCUCAGUUUCACUCUGUUUUCUCAAUUUUCUCUUUCAUCCAUCUUUUUACAGCGCAUUCUUAAAAAUAUAGUCUGUAAAUGCCAAAUCUGUACAGUUUCAUACAAUGUUGGCAAGUUGUGCCUUUACAGUAACUGUAGUUUUUACAUGUACUGUACAACCUUUCACUGUACAAUUUCACACAGUCCUGCCCGUCUGUCAUGGAAGAAUGCCUAGAUCGUUCUGGAAGUACUGUGUUGUAGUUAUCCUGAGCAGUCUAAAAAGCUAUCAAUAAUAAUACUUUCAAUGCUUAGCAGUCUACAUGAAAGACACAUUUCUAUGUUUCACUGUAGUGUCUGCUCAUACAUUACAGAGUCAAAUGAUUUACAUUCAAAGCACUCCAUUAAGCUUGUUUUGUAUAAACCCUAGAAACAAAAAAGUUGUUCAACACAUUACUCAUAUAUUCACGUAUACACUCAUUACAUCCUACUUGCUACCAUAGAUUUGCAAAUGAAUCGCAUACAUUAACAUUAUUUGAGGCUGAAAGAAGCUCAUAUUGUUGCACGUUACUGCAAAGUGCGCUCAUGCUCUAUGUAUGCAUAGCUAAAAUAUUGCAAAUGUUUUCCUAUUUUUAACUUUUGCCCACAUACACAGCAGUGCUUUAGUGUCAGGUGGAGCUGCAGAGACUGACGAUUGCCCUAAGCUUUGGUGGCACCGCACAUCCAAUAACAUUUCUUUCUGUCAUCAAAAGAAAGUUCAUUGGGCUAUAGGCAGACGUUUUUAAGUGAAAGCAGCUAAAAAAAAGCAGCGACAACACUGAUAUUGUGGUCCGUUACUGUUCUAUAUUAAUUGCAAAAAUAUCCUAGCAGUGUCAGAAAUAAAAGGUUAGCAUUUACACUCUUGUGGUCCACUGUACAUAUGUCAAUGUGUGCAUGUAUGUGUGUUCAUAUGUAUGCUUCCUAGGUACACAUAGGAUGCAGCUGUUCCCUGAAGUUUUUUUAUUUUUAUUAAAGAUUACAUAAUUCAUUCUUUUAUUGUCUGGAUAUGUUAUGUUGAGUCAGACACUAUGUAGCACCAAGCUGAUGGCCGCUUGAUCGACAGAAACAACGAGAACUAUAAUAUAUUUAGGUCACUGUGUCGCUUUUGAUUUUUGUUUUGAUCCUGUAUUACACUGACAAACCUGCUAGCUCCCAUACCCAGAGGUCCUGUUUCAUCAAACCAACUCAGUCUCAUUUUCUAAACUCAGUGGUCUGAGAUUGUGUUGUAAAUCUGAGCAUAUUACUCUGCAAAGCUACUAUCUACUGACACUGGCUUUUCUGAGCCAUUUAUACGUGCCAUUCUGUAUAGGUGAUGCGCUGUUAUAGGUCGCAAUACAACAAAUUAAGCAUAUAUACCUUUUACAAUCUUAACAUGUAUCAUCUCAAAGCGUAAAGCUCCAUGCUUGUCAGCAUAUUUCACUCUUUGGCUGCAGACACCAGUUUUAUCCUUGCUUUGUAUUUUUGUUGCAGCUGGUUUAGUUCAACAGCACUUUGAUGUGUUCACUAUUCAAUUCCAAGAGAGAUUACUAGCUAUGGUUUCAAAAACGGCUCCAUGAGAGAUUGUCAUCAAAAGGUAAAUUCAAGAUGGCAAUGAAUCUAUACAGACAGCUGUCAUUAUUUUCAACCGGUUCAAAAAUGGCUCAGAAAAGAAAUUAAUUAAUAAAAGCCUGAAUACUGAAGUGAUUUCCCAAUUGAACUCCACUUGAAAUCUUUUUCCUUUUUUCCACAGUGUCUAUCUAAACUUUCACUGAAUAAGCCAUACCCUUUCAGAUCAAGCUUGCUCAGAUGAGGCACUUCAGUAUUUCACCCUGCAAUACAGUGUGAGACUUGUUGGCUACUCAUGCAACAUGGAACUUGAUUUGAAUCCGGCAAAACUAGAACUUACCAAAAUACAUACUUUGUAAAGUUGAGCACCAGGCAUCGUAUCCCACUCGACCGGGGAAAAGAACACAACCCAAAACAUAGAAUAAGGGAAAUGAAAUAAUUAGAAAAACUUACUACAGGUAUUUGUGGUUUUUGUAAGUGCAUUCCCUCUCCUCAA